UGCGGAGGUGAGCGCCGGCACCUGGCUCGGCGCCCCGCUCCUCGGCGAGAGGCUCGGCGCGGCCGUUGGGGCCGUUGGAGGAGGCGGGCGAGCUUUGACCCUGGCUGUGCCUGGAGGAGGAGGUGGGAGGAGAUGCCUACAUAGAAGAGUGACAGCAGCUGGACUGCAUGUUUCACUGCUGAGCUGGUUCCUCAGGUAUCCUGGCCCGGGUGAUUGCUAUGGGAGAGCGGAUGACUGUUACAGAUCCAGAUCUGUCUUCAGAAAGCAAAAAUAUCUGUCAAUAUACCUCAGAAACAAAGAUGUCUCCAUCAAGUUUAUACUCACAGCAAGUGCUAUGUUCUUCAAUACCUUUAUCAAAAAAUGUGCACAGUUUUUUCAGUGCCUUCUGCACAGAAGAGAAUAUUGAACAAAGUAUUUCAUAUCUUGAUCAGGAAUUGACUACUUUCGGUUUUCCUUCAUUAUAUGAAGAAUCCAAAGGUAAAGACACAAAGAGAGAAUUAAAUAUAGUUGCUGUCUUAAAUUGUAUGAAUGAGCUACUUGUACUUCAGCGGAAGAACCUUCUAGCUCAGGAAAAUGUAGAAACACAGAAUCUGAAACUGGGAAGUGAUAUGGACCAUCUGCAGAACUGCUAUGCAAAACUUAAGGAACAACUGGAAACCUCCAGGAGAGAAAUGAUUGGGCUUCAGGAAAGAGACAGACAGUUACAGUGCAAGAACCGGAAUUUGCAUCAGCUACUGAAAAAUGAAAAAGAUGAAGUACAAAAAUUACAAAAUAUCAUUGCAAGUCGAGCUACUCAAUAUAAUCAUGAUAUGAAGAGAAAAGAACGUGAAUAUAAUAAAUUAAAGGAACGUCUACAUCAACUUGUUAUGAACAAAAAGGAUAAGAAAAUAGCUAUGGAAGUUUUAAAUUAUGUGGGGAGAGCCGAUGGAAAAAGAGGUUCCUGGAGGACGGGUAAAACCGAAGCCAGUUUCUUUCUCAGGAAUGAAGAUGAAAUGUAUAAGAUUCUCUUGAAUGAUUAUGAAUAUCGUCAGAAACAAAUCCUAAUGGAAAAUGCUGAACUUAAGAAGGUUCUUCAGCAAAUGAAAAAGGAAAUGAUUUCUCUUCUUUCUCCCCAAAAGCAGAAACCUAGAGAAAGAGCAGAUGAUAGUACAGGAACUGUUCUCUCUGAUGCUGAGGAGGAUGCUGGGGAACUGAGCAGGGAGAGCAUGUGGGACCUUUCCUGUGAAACUGUGAGAGAGCAGCUCACCAACAGCAUCAGAAAACAGUGGAGAAUUUUGAAAAGUCAUGUAGAAAAACUUGAUAACCAAGUUUCCAAGGUACAUCUAGAAGGUUUCAAUGAUGAAGACGUAAUCUCACGACAAGACCAUGAACAAGAAACUGAAAAACUCGAGUUAGAAAUUCAGGAGUGUAAAGAAAUGAUUAAAACUCAGCAGCAGCUUUUACAGCAGCAGCUCGCUACUGCAUGUGAUGAUGAUACCACCUCACUGCUUCGAGACUGCUACUUGCUGGAAGAAAAGGAGCGCCUCCAGGAAGAGUGGUCCCUGUUUAGAGAGCAGAAGAAGAACUUUGAGAAGGAAAGACGAAGUUUUACAGAAGCAGCUAUCCGCCUAGGAUUGGAGAGAAAGGCAUUUGAAGAAGAAAGAGCCAGUUGGUUAAAGCAACAGUUUUUAAAUAUGACUACCUUUGACCACCAGAACUCAGAAAAUAUGAAACUUUUCAGUGCCUUCUCAGGAAGUUCUGACCGGGACAGUCUUACAAUCUCGAGGCCACGGCAAAAGAAGCCUCCCAGUGUCUCUAAUGGGUCUCCAGUUUGCACAUCUAAACUCGCCAAGUCUCUUCCCGCUUCUCCUUCUACUUCAGACUUUUGCCAGACGCGUUCCUGUGCAUCUGAACAUAGUUCCAUCAGCGUACUGAAUAUAACUCCUGAAGAAACUAAACCAAAUCAGGUUGGAAGAGAAUGUACAAAUCAGAAGUGGAGCCUGGCAUCAAGGCCUGAGUCACAGGAAGGUUGCUAUAGUGGAUGCUCCUUGACCUACACAAACUCCCAUGUAGAGAAAGACGACUUACCGUAGACGUAUGGACUGGAAUUGUUUUCAUUGACACGUUCAUCAGAUUGCACAUCUAAGUUGAAACAGGGUGUGUCAUAAAGUCAGUCAUCUCUAAUAAUUUAAGAUGGUCUGAGUUGUUUGGACUUUUCCUGUUCCUCCCCCAAAGAGCUAAAAUGUUAAAUCUAUUUAAAAGGAUAUAAAAGUUUGGAUAUGUAUUUUUAGUAACAGAAGCAUCUGGUUCUGUGAAUAAAGGAAUGUAUAUGUUUGGAUGGAAACAGAAGCCCUAGAAUGAGUUUCCUUUCAUAGGUAUUAAAAAUAGCACUUUUAGGAAACUGAUUAUUGUAAAUGUUUAAUUUUGUCUCAUAUAUAGUUGGCAUUGAAAGUUUAGCCUUUACUUGAAUGUAUACUGUAGAUUUUUAACAAAGCAAGUUCUAUAUUUAUUAUGUUUAGUGUGAUUUGAAAUUUCCUCUUUCAUAUGUUUUAAACAAAGUGAAAUUUAUGUAUGUUUUGUACAUAGAUAUACAUGAUUAUGUUAAGAGGCUUUAAGAUUUAAAAAUUUUACACAUCCAUAAUUAUAGUAUUUCAUGCCAAUAAAAUUUUUUAGUGGUACUCUGUUUACAGAUGUAUUAGAGCCAUUGCCACAUUAUGUUUAAGAAUUUUUUGAAUGCAUCUGAGCAAUAAAUACUCAAAAGCUGUUCCAUGAAGCUGACUUCUUUAGAUAAUUAACAUUACCGACAUUACAUUUUUGAGAUUUCUACAGCAGUAGAGUUUUACAUAUGUAGGAUAUUAUAAUUUUUCAAAGGACUUUUGAUUAUAGGAUAAUAGAGGCAAGAUAAAAGUAUCUUUGAAUAAAACAACUUAAGAAUAUUGGUUUAAGAUACUUGGGGGGAUAGAUGAUCUUUACAUAUCGGAAUGGUGACCUGUUCUUUCCUAGAGGGGGACUAGUAGUGCAACAUGGGGACCAGCUCGGGCAUUGUCUAGUUGCCAGUAAUUUUUAAAUGAUUUUUCAAUGGAGCUUUUGCCACUAAUGACAAAUCUGACAGCGUAAAAAGCAUCAGAUUUUAUCCAAAUAUAAUACUCUAGAUAAACUUGUGUCAUCUCAUUUCCAGAAAUGACUGCAUGUUUCUUCAUGUUGUUACUGAUGAUAAUAAAUGUAGGCCCAGGUUCUUUCCCAGAAUUUGUAUCAGAAAGCUUCAGUGCCUAAGCCUGUUUGUCUUUAUACAUAGAAGCCCACACAGGUCCCAGGCCUAGCUAGAUACCGUAAAGCUGAUCUGCCUUCCCAUGUUCUCAUAGUUCAGGCUCUUACGUACACUCACCCUGUUAUGGCUCUUCCAUUUAAAUCCAUCAUGCUAAAAAAAAAGGAAAAGUCUUAUUUUUGUCAUCAUUCACUAUAAGAGUUUGUGUAGCAACCAUUUUUUCAGGGCUGAUAGAAUAUCAUUGAGUAUCUUACAAGACAAUGAAACUACUUGUAACACAAUAACCACAUUUACAGUUUCAAAAAACUAGCUCUUAAAAAGCAAAGCAGUCACGGCCUUCAGUUUGAUGCAUGGUCACCACUUCACAAUUUAAAAUAUUAGAAAUGAUAUAAAGUUUCUGAGAUUGUACCAUUCCAAAGGAGGAGACAACUGAGGCUUAAUUUUAACUAUUGAGCAAUAAUAUGAUCAAAGAACGGCAAUCAAAUUUUAGAAAUAGCCAGUGAUCCAUUUGUCAAGAUUUUGUUUUUGUCAGGGAUUUCCAUGAUCUACUUUGCCAGGAAAGAACAUUUUAAUUUUUAAAGUAAAUCUUGCUGCAAGGAAUAAUGCAUUUCAUGACCAUGGAUUUCUGCAAAGCAGCAUCUGUUUUUUUGUUGUGUUUCCAGUCUAAGUUGGUUGAAUUGAAGCAACAAUCCCUUACUUUGAAAUAAAAGGUGUGAAAGAAA
This is a messenger RNA of Suricata suricatta (meerkat), 3966 nucleotides long. It is a transcript of the gene SSX2IP, whose product is annotated as SSX family member 2 interacting protein. The transcript is spliced from 14 exons. The coding region runs from base 219 to 2072 and encodes 617 amino acids. Lineage: Eukaryota; Metazoa; Chordata; Mammalia; Carnivora; Herpestidae. The record is from RefSeq and is a predicted model, not a curated record.